AUGGUCUACUUCGCCAGCUGCGGUGUGCCCAGCAAGUACGGCUCAUGGGGCCUCAUUGAAGCUCUGGACCAGCCACGCGAGAAUGCCUACAAGUACCAAGCAGUCAUGAACUUCCUCAACUCCUCCGCGCGGCCGGGCUACUGCCACGCGCCGGAGGAUGUGAAUUACGAGGCGCCGGACUGUGCCAGCGCUGAUGAAUGUUCAGGCAAGGGCCUUUGCGGCCUGGACGACCAGUGCUACUGCUACCGGGGCUACUCGGGCACCAGUUGUUUAGAUGCCUCCUACACGGAUUACUCGGCCUGCGGGUAUCGGUGUACCUUUGACCAGGGCAUCUGCGAAGUGUCUGCGGUGAUUGGGAACCUCCGGAGUUGGCACUGCAACUGCCGGGCGGAGUAUCACGGGGGUACCUGCUCAAAGUUCUCCUGCUCCAACGGCUGCAACCAACGGGGCCACUGCAUCGCCGCCAACGUCUGCAGCUGCUUCCGGGGCUUCCGGGGCGGGGAGUGCGAGAUCGACUGCGGCUGCGGCCACCACGGCCAGUGCGACGCCAACAACGAGUGCAUUUGCGACCAGGGCUGGCGCAAGAGCGCAAAUGGUGGCUGCGAGUGGGACUGCAGCACGGUGGACUCUUUGGGUUGCAUCGGUCCAGGCGAGAGCGCCUGUGCUGGCUGCACCUAUGGCACAUGCGUGGCCGGCGCUUGCCAAUGCUGGGCCGGGUAUCACGGCGCCAGCUGCGCCUCGCGCAAUGCCUCGCUGCUGGCGCACGGCGAGGCGGCCUUCGGCAUCAACGUGGCGCUGACGCCCAGCACCUUUGUGGACGUUAUGAAGACCUCGCGGAGGUGGACCAGCAUUUGGGACGCGGACACCCAGCCGGGCCAGUUCUCGUACCAGAGCGGCACUGUGAUGUGGUCCAGCCGCCAGUACGAGUGGGGCAACGGCCAGGCGAUCACCCAAGAUGCGGACGGCUACGUGACCUCACUGGAAAAGGACCAGUCGGUGAUUACCUUGACCCUGCGCGACGUGUGCCUUCAUGCGCCCAAGGGCCGGUAUGUGGUAACGUACGACGGGGACGGCGAGCUCGACUUUGGCUUCGACGCGGUGCCGGCGGCAUUUCAGAAAGGCCGCAUCGAUGUGGACUUCACCCCUACCUGCCGGCGUGAGUGUUGGUUUGAUAAGGCGGGCUGGCUCGCGUAUUGCAGCGACAAUGGCAUCGGCAUCACCAUCCGGCGGGUGAAUCCGGCCAACCCUCUUCGCAACAUCCAAAUCAUCAUGCCAGGCUUCUUCGCGACCCACGAGCACGAGCCCUUCCAUCCCUGGUUCCUGAAGAACCUGGAGCGGUUCUCUACGGUGCGCUUCAUGGAUUGGACCCACGCCAACUCCGAGUCAUGGCAGUCUGAGGGCGCGCCGCGAACCAACCGCUCAGAACCGUGUGACCCAUAA
Molecule: messenger RNA, 1440 nt
Organism: Effrenium voratum
Lineage: Eukaryota; Dinophyceae; Suessiales; Symbiodiniaceae
Source: the annotation of a GenBank genome assembly